This is a messenger RNA of Candidozyma duobushaemuli, 1326 nucleotides long. RefSeq names its product Apm4p (gene APM4). The record is from RefSeq and is a predicted model, not a curated record. Lineage: Eukaryota; Fungi; Ascomycota; Pichiomycetes; Serinales; Metschnikowiaceae. Gene Ontology annotation, biological process: intracellular protein transport; clathrin-dependent endocytosis. Gene Ontology annotation, cellular component: AP-2 adaptor complex; cytoplasmic vesicle. The coding region runs from base 1 to 1326 and encodes 441 amino acids. The transcript has 2 exons. Gene Ontology annotation, molecular function: clathrin-cargo adaptor activity.
AUGAUCAGCGCAGUUUUCAUAUUCAACGCCAAGGGCGACGUGGUCAUGGCGCGUCUUCUAAAAGACGGCGUUCGCCAGCUGGUUCUGGAUGUGUUUCGGAUCCAGGUCAUCAACCAGACUUCCAGAGCAGGAACAUCCAAAGACGUCAGAUCGCCUGUUUUGACCUUGGGCAGCACCUCCUUCUUGCACACGCGUGUGGGCACCAUGUGGCUUGUGGCGGUGACGCGUCUGAACCAGGACCUGCUGGUGGUGUUUGAGUUUUUGUUCACUUUUGCGGCUUUGCUUAAGCACUUUUUCCUAAAGGACCCGCUGGCGCCAUUGAAGGAGGACGCUGUCACAGGCAACUUCUGCUCGAUCUACGAAAUGCUCGGCGAAAUGCUCCCUUUCGGUUAUCCCACCAACAUGGAGCCCACGUACUUGGCGCUGGUGAUUCCGGGACUUCCACAGCAAAAGACAGGGUUUGACUUCCACGCGUCUCUCUUGAAGCCGGGCAACGAUAAGGCCGAGAAAGCCGCCGCUACUGCCAUGGACCACAGCUACGACUCCCGCAUGGUGCUGUGGCGAGAGCCGGGCAUCAAGUACCGCCGAAACGAGAUAUUCCUCAAUGUGGAUGAAAAAGUGCAUGUUACGUUGGACAGCCACGGCCGUUGUCUUCGUUCUUACAUUGACGGUGAAAUCACGCUCAAAACGCAUCUUCUGGGCAUGCCGGUGUGCCGCUUUGGCUUUGCUGACGAACGCUCCGAUACCGGUCUCCUUGACAAAAUCAGCCUUGACGACUUCAAGUUCCACAAGUGCGUCGACUUGGCCAAAUACGACACCGACCAGGUUAUCCGCUUCGUGCCGCCGGACGGUGCUUUCCAGCUCAUGCUGUACCAUGUGAGCAACAAGUUUAUGCUUCCAUUCAAGGUGAUCCCGAAAACCAGCAUACAGGGGGACAAGAUGACCAUCAGGAUCAGCUUGCGGUCCACCUACGAGCGUGACGCUCACCAUCCCUACCCCAAAGACGUUGUCAAAAACAAUAUCACCUGCUCCAACGGAAAGGCCAAAUACAACCCAGCCGAAAACUCCAUCUCGUGGAAAUUCAAUAAAAUUUACGGCGAGCUGGAACACUCGCUUACGGCUGAACUCAGGCUUUCGGAGGAUGACGGGUUUUCCCAGAAACACGCUGUCGCCAAGAGCCCUUUGAACCUAGAGUUUUCCAUGGACAUGUACAGCGCCUCCGGCCUUCUGGUGAAGUUCUUGAAGGUUGUGGAAAAGAACAAUUACAGAACCGUCAAGUGGAUCAAGUAUACCACCACGGCGGGUUCCUACGAAAUCAGACCGUAA